CCUGCAUCCCGCAGACCCGCCUCGCCUCACCCCCACCAGCCAGCGGACCACGAGCUUCCACAAGCUGCCUUAGGCCCCUUCGUCCAGCUCCCUCCACGGAGCCAGCCUGGACCUGGGGAUGGAUUACAGGGUUCCCGGAAGACCCUGCGUGGAUCUGCCCUAUUACCACGGCCCUCUGUCCAAGAAAGACUGCGAGACCCUGCUGCUGGAGAACGGCAGAGACGGCAACUUCCUGCUGAGGGACAGCGAGUCCAUGCCCGGGGUUCUGUGCCUGUGUGUCUCGUUUAAAAAUUUCGUCUACACAUACCGAAUCUUCAAAGAGAGACAUGGGUUUUACAACAUACAGACCGUGGAAGGUGCUCCCAAACGGCUCUUUACAGACCUAAAGGAAUUGAUCUCCACAUUCGAGAAACCAAAUCAAGGGCUGGUGGUUCAACUUGGACAUCCGAUGAAGCAAGCCAGCUUCUGCCCGAGAUGGAGAAGAUCACAGAUAAAGUUGGAUAGUAUUUACGAGAACAGUAACAGCGACUAUGUGGAGGUCUUGCCUUGAAGACAGAGAGACUGAGCAAAGCAAUUAGAGUAGAGAUGGGGUGACAGCUCUCACUGGCAACCCUGCCUCUCCUGCCAGUGUGGAUCUGGAAGACUGAGCUCUAGGGGACAAUUCAAACUCUCCUGGUCUGGGUGACUGAAGAUGUUCUGUCCACCAGCCUCAGAGAAAUCGCUCUCCAGAUCCCUGCCUCCCAUGCAUACACCACGAGCAGCUUUGAAACUCCUUCCCCCUCUCACUCUUCUUGCUUGGGAAAGUCAGCCUGAACCCAUUCUCCUUGACUUAGUAAAGAUAGCAUUACAUCACGGUUGACGGCCUCCUGCAGACCAGGAGAUCGGAGGCACAGCUUCAUACAGACGAGAGCACACUUGGCCAUGAGUUCUGAGCCUGAGUUCCAGUCCUGCGGCUCUGUGACUUUGGAGAAACUUCUAGCCCUGACUGGGGUCUCCACUUCUUCAUCUGUAAAGCAAACACAAGUCCUGCUCUGCUGAGCCCGGAUGUGGCGGGUGGAGUGGAGGAGUCCUGGGGUCAUGGAGCUGUACCCGGGAGUGGCUCUGAGUCCCAGCCUUCCAAACACGCAGCAUGGUCUCUGCACCGGCCUGUCCCGGUCUUGGUCAUGGUGGGAGCCCUGACCUCCCACCUGUCCUUCUCCCCUGCAUUCUAGCUCUUCUCCUUCUUACUAAUCUUGAUAUUCCUGCCAGCCACAUCCACAAUUUCUCCCUGGUUUUGCCCAGUUUCGUUUACGCACCAACCACUUUGGCAGCGUGGAUAUGGUUCUGUACCGCAGUGAUAUCUGUGGGGAUUUUGAAGAUAUUCUCCUUUGUGUGGUUCCUGUUCCCAACUGGAUUUUAAGUGCCACCAAAGCACGGUUGGGUCUCCCUCAUAUUCUCCAAUGUGGAAACGUGUGCUACGUAGAGUUGUGCCCAUUCGCAGGAUUUUGACUAGAAACACAUUCCCAAAGGGUUUGUUGAAUUUGUUCUAAGUCCUUUGUGUUUUUCUGCUGGUUAAAAAUGUUAAUCGUGUGCGGGUCCCAGUGUUGCACGGAAUGUAUAGAAACUUUCUCCAUUUCAGUACCAUGUUUGUUGUAGCCUUUAAGACAACUAUUUUAGUUUUCGUCAGAAAUAUCUUGGGGCACCUGACUGGCUCACUGAGAAGAGCGUGCGGCUCAUAUCUUGGGGCCAUGAGUUUGAGCCCCAUGUUGGGUGUAGAGAUUAUGUAAACUUAAAAAAAAAUGCCUUGAAAUUUAUUGAUUUGUUUCUGCAUCUACUGAAAUAGUCACAUUCCUUUUAUCUUCAUUCCAUCAUAGAGGUGAAUUAGAUUAAUAAACUUGCUAAUAUUAUACCAUC
Messenger RNA from Ailuropoda melanoleuca (giant panda), 1893 nucleotides. RefSeq names its product SH2 domain containing 1B (gene SH2D1B). Gene Ontology annotation, biological process: regulation of signal transduction; regulation of immune response. The record is from RefSeq and is a predicted model, not a curated record. The transcript has 4 exons. Bases 119 to 550 code for a protein of 143 amino acids. NCBI's taxonomy places the organism in Eukaryota, Metazoa, Chordata, Mammalia, Carnivora, Ursidae.